Leptopilina boulardi is the source of this 3587-nucleotide messenger RNA. RefSeq names its product ABC transporter G family member 23. Bases 464 to 2710 code for a protein of 748 amino acids. Lineage: Eukaryota; Metazoa; Arthropoda; Insecta; Hymenoptera; Figitidae. The transcript has 12 exons. The record is from RefSeq and is a predicted model, not a curated record. Gene Ontology annotation, molecular function: ATP hydrolysis activity; ATP binding; ABC-type transporter activity. Gene Ontology annotation, cellular component: membrane.
AAUCUCUUUUGCUCUGAUCGGGCAGUCGAGCCAGUUCUCAGUGGCUUCGUGUAUAAGCCACAACUCUUUAUUUUCUUUGCUCGCGUUGUCAUCGGUCUUCUGUGGUCGUGUGGACCCUUUGGGAAUUGCACAAAUGACAGAAUCUCAGUGUGGUCCACCUUUAAUGUCAAUAUACUCAAUAUAAUCUGUUGAUUUUCAACAGAUAUUUUUAUUUGUUUUAUUUUAUUUUUUUUUUAAUUUUAAUUUUAAUUAAAAUUGUGUGACGUUCUUCUAUUUAUAAUAAAAAAAAAAAAGGUUUGUGUUUUAACUUUUGUGUUAUGUUAAUUUACUCGCAAAUGGAUGAAAAUUCAGUGUCAAAGGAUGCUUUAUUGUGUUUGUUUUUAACAAUUAAGUGCAAGUGUUAUACAUUUUAAUGAGUUUUCCUAAUUCUUCUUUGGAAUACAGCUAAUUAAUUUUUCUACAAAUGGAUCCAUCAACAAAUAGCCCGGUGACCUCAGUACCAUCAUUGGAACUGAAAACAAGGAGGGCUCAAUUUCAAACUCAAGCUUCAACGGUUGAUACGAGAAGAAGGCAUGCGGUUUGUGUUCGUAGAGCUUUCAAGAAAUAUGGACCAAAAAAGAAUCCAAACGUUAUUUUGGAUGGACUCAAUAUGACAGUACCAAAAGGAACCAUAUACGGUCUUUUAGGUGCAAGUGGCUGCGGUAAAACAACAUUACUCUCAUGCAUUGUUGGUCGAAGACGUUUAAAUUCGGGUGAAAUCUGGGUGUUGGGAGGUAGACCCGGCUCAAAAGGCUCUGGAGUUCCAGGGCCACGAGUCGGUUAUAUGCCACAAGAAAUUGCACUUUAUGGGGAAUUUUCCAUAAGGGAAACAUUUAUCUACUUUGGCUGGAUUGCUGGAAUGACAACAGAGCAAGUCGAUAGUAAAUUAGAUUUCUUAUUAAAGUUUUUGGAAUUGCCCUCAGAGAGUCGUUUUGUAAAAAAUCUUUCGGGCGGUCAACAAAGGCGAGUGUCAUUUGCGGCAGCUUUAUUGGCUGAUCCUGAAUUAUUGAUACUUGAUGAACCAACAGUGGGUGUUGAUCCUGUUCUUCGUAAAAGUAUUUGGGAUCAUUUGGUACACAUCACCAAGGAUGGUAAUAAAACAAUUAUAAUAACGACACAUUAUAUUGAAGAAACAAGACAAGCCGGUAUUAUUGGUCUCAUGAGAGGUGGCAAAUUUCUUGCCGAAGAAUCGCCAAAAAGAUUAAUGGAAAUGCACAGGCUGGAUACAUUGGAGGAAGUUUUUUUGAAAUUAAGUAAACGUCAAAAUAUGGGUCUCAGACGAAGAAGUAGUAUUCUCAGUAGCGUUACUGGUGUACUUCCAGAAGCCACACCAGAUGAUGAAAUGAGCGGAGAAUUUGGUGAUAAUGUCAGUAUUUCUAGUCGCAGGAAAAGUAUCGUCGUGACUGAAGAGCAAAUUGCAGCGGAACUUCCACCAGAGGAGGAAGGGAACUCUAGUUUCAAAAUGCUCGAUCCAAAACAUAUGAAAGCUUUAAUAUGGAAAAAUUUUCUAUGGAUGUGGCGGAAUGUAGGAAUAAUGGCAUUUAUAAUUGGUCUACCAGUUUUGCAAAUAAUUUUGUUCUGCGUUUCAAUUGGUAAAGAUCCGGUUGGUUUAACAUUGGCAAUUGUAAAUAAUGAAUUAAAUAACAGUAUGGACAGAUGCAUUCCAUCGGUGGGUUGCGAUAGUACACGAUUAAGCUGUCGAUUUUUACAUCAUCUUGAAAAACGAACUGUUCAAUUUCUUCCAUGUGAUACGGAUGAUGAAGCGAGACACGCCAUUACGAAAGGUUGGGCCUGGGCUGCUAUUUCAUUCCCAUCGAAUUAUUCAGAAUCCUUACAAAAUAGAAUCAAUGAUGGAGCAAAUGCUGACGAAGCCAGUGUCGCUUUUUCUGAUAUGAAUGUCGUUAUGGACAUGUCAAAUCAACAAAUUGGUCAACUUCUUCAGAGGGAUCUAUUGUAUUCGUAUCAGGACUUUGCAAAAGAUUUUAUAGGUGCCUGUAACUAUAGCGAGAAAUUAGCAACGCUACCUGUAAAUUUCAAAACUCCGAUAUAUGGAACAAAAGAGCCUAAUUUCACAGAUUUUGCAGCUCCUGGAGUUAUUCUAACUAUCAUUUUCUUCCUGUCUGUUGCACUCACUUCGGGAGCUAUGUUACUGGAAAGAAAUGAGGGUCUACUUGAAAGAUGUUUAGUUUCCGGUGUAACGGGGACAGAAAUUCUGUUCGGACAGGUCGUUACACAGUUUAUGGUGAUGACUGGUCAAACAGUGAUGGUUUUGAUUUUCGCAUUUGCCGUGUUCAACGUCACGUGUGAGGGAGAUUUAGUCUUGGUGACUAUUCUCACAAUACUUACUGGAUUGUGUGGAAUGUGUUUCGGAUUCGUUGUUGCUUGCUCGUGUGAUAAUGAAAGAAGUGCAACGUAUAUGGCAAUGGGAUCAUUUUUGCCAAUUGUCAUGUUAUGCGGAAUUAUUUGGCCUAUUGAAGGAAUGCAUCCAGUUUUGAGAUAUAUCAGUUUCAUUUUGCCAUUGACCAAGAGCACAGAAUCAUUUCGAUCAAUGUUGGCGAGAGGAUGGACAAUCUCAGAGGCAACGGUUUAUGAAGGAUUUAUUGCCACUUUCAUCUGGAUUAUCGUUUUUCUAACAAUCGCAAUAUUAUUACUUAAAUUCAAAAAGGGAUAAAUGGGAAAUUGUUUUUCCUUUCUUUGUUUUUUUUUUUGUUGUUGUUUGUAACACCAAUUCCAAUUUGCCAUUAUAAUUGACCAUUUUUUAUUUUUGAUGAUAAAAUGUUAUCUCAUUAUGUGGUUAAUUUAUAUUGUAAUAUUUAGUAUAUGAAGAGCUUAAAAUUACUGAAACUGAGAAAGUUUAAACUAAGUAUAAAUUUAUAGUUUUUAAUUAGACAUUAUAGCUGAUGUUAUAAAGAUAAGAAAAAAGAGUUUUAAUCAUUGAAAAUGAAAUUAAAUGGAAAAGAAUUCUUUUAAGUCUUUUUUUUGUUUGAUUGAAAAGUGUUUUGUUCUGCGGAAAACUUUUUCAUCUUAAUAUGUUAAAUCAAAAUAAAUGAGUGUAUAUUGUGUGUCAAUAACGAAUUGCUCAAUGCGAUGUAAUAUAUUUAUUAUUUUGUUUAACUUAAAAAAACAAAUUAUUUAUAAAACAAAUGUCUAUAUACAUUAAAUAUUGAUAAUGAUAACAAUAGAAUAAUAUAUGUAAAAUGUUGAUUUAAGGAAACAGGGUUAAUUGCUCAAGGUUAAUUUUUUAAUUAAAUUUCCCAUUUUUUUCCCCGUAAAUAAUUUAAUUAUUUUAAUAGAAUAAUAAAUUUGAUAUUAGCGAUUAUAGUAUAAUAACAGCGAUUUUCAAUAAGUAGAGCAAUAUUCGUUAUGCAAUUGUUUGUACAGUAAUGGUGCAAAUGUUUCUUUAUUUUGGUUAAAAAAAAAAAACAUUAACAAAUUUAGUAGAAAAGCAUUUGUAUAAAGCAAGAAAUAAAGAUAUUUACGAAAUUAUUAUUUUCUGUAAAAAAAAUUUGUAGAAACGAAAAUAUAUAUUAUAUUUUUAAAAAACAAAA